AUCGCCUUGGACAUGGAUGCAGGGAUGGCUUCAUACGUGGGGGCUGCAGGUGUUGGUGCGGCCUGGGGGGCGGGAAGUGAGGCAGCCAGAGCUGCAGCCAUCGAUGGAGCGGUCAUUUUGGUUUCCUAUGUAAAUGGUUUCUGAUGGGUCUAUGAUUUGGACCGAGAUGCUACUGUAGUCCUGCUUCAAACGAUGGUCGAAGGCAGCCGAAAAAUGUUCAACGCACACAAUACGUUUAUCUACUACUCACCAUUCGAUGUCUGUCUUCGGGAUGUCUCGCUCAGGGAGAAUAACGUUGUUGCUCAUUAUUGAUGUUAUAUUCUUCUUCAUUGAACUCAUUGCAGGUUAUGCUGUUGGUUCACUUGCCCUUGUCGCCGACAGCUUUCACAUGCUCAACGAUGUGAUAAGUCUUGUGGUUGCUCUCUACGCCAUUAAGUUGUCACAAAAAAGUGCCAACGAUUCUAGAUAUUCGUAUGGGUGGCACAGAGCCGAAAUUCUCGCUGCUCUUGUCAAUGGGGUUUUUCUCCUUGCGCUUUGCUUCUCCAUUACAAUGGAAGCCUUGGAGCGCUUCUUCAGCACACCAGAAAUUUCCAAUCCUCGUCUCAUUGUGAUCGUAGGGUCAUUCGGUCUAGCAUCAAAUAUUGUUGGCCUCUUUCUCUUCCAUGAACACAGUCACGACCAUAAGACCUCUCCGACCCCAACACGUUCUUCGAGCACCUCCCAGUCAGAACAAGCUGUAGACGAUGAUGUCACUCCCAGGAAGAUAUCUGGACGGCCUGAUAAUCAUGAGCGCUCUGGCUCAUAUUCGUCGAUGUUUGGACACCCCUUUGCGACGCGUGCGUCUGUCGUGCAAGCUGCUCAGGACAUCGCAUCCCCGCCUCCGCACACGAGGCGAUUGAGUACUUCCAGCCACGUGUUCGACGAGCGCCUCCCACUCCUCGGAUCCGAAAUAACCGUAGCGCCGUCUUCUAAGAGUAACACAAUCCACCAUCAUGGUCACGCGCAUGGCUCUAUGAAUAUGCGUGCCCUAGUAUUGCAUGUGUUAGGCGAUGCCCUAGGGAAUGUCGGAGUCAUCGCUACCGGCUUGGUCAUCUGGCUUACAGAGUGGAAAUACAAAUUUUACUUCGACCCUAUCAUUAGUCUUGUGAUCACUGCCAUUAUCUUUUCGUCUGCUCUGCCAUUGGUCGAGAGCGCGUCUUUCAUUCUCCUUCAAGGUGUACCGCCGGCUAUAUCCCUAGACGAUGUCCGGGAAUCCAUUCUGAAUGUAGAUGGGGUUCUUUCCGUCCAUGAAUUGCACGUGUGGCAACUCUCCGAAUCCAAAAUCGUCGCCUCUGUACACGUGAUGGCAUCACGAAACCAUGACUUCAUGCCUGUUGCAGCAGAAAUUAGAAAAGCUCUUCAUUACCACGGUAUACAUUCUAGUACUAUUCAACCCGAGUACCAUACUCGCCACCCAAACAUAUUUCCAGAAGACCACUUGAGGACAUCCAUGGAUUCAUCGUGUUUGAUACUGUGUCCAGCGGAUCAAAACUGUGAUCCGGUAGAAAACGCUUGCUGCCCUCCGCCCACACUAGGCGUUUAAAAAACGUUUACCCAUGCGUGUAGCACCACUACUAUGUCUAUUUAUGCGUUUCAGACCCUGGUAUAUAUCAAGAUAUUAUAAGCCACUGGUAUAUACGGAAUUGGUU
Molecule: messenger RNA, 1688 nt
Organism: Suillus bovinus
Lineage: Eukaryota; Fungi; Basidiomycota; Agaricomycetes; Boletales; Suillaceae
Product: cation efflux protein
Exons: 10
Coding region: 257-1582 (441 amino acids)
Biological process (GO): zinc ion transmembrane transport; intracellular zinc ion homeostasis
Cellular component (GO): membrane
Molecular function (GO): zinc ion transmembrane transporter activity
Source: RefSeq, a predicted model, not a curated record